AUGCCUUACCUGCACACAAGCAUCCUCGUGACAUCGAUAUCCCUUCUCCGACUCUUCCAUCCAACAACAGCAACACAAAAUGAUCUUCACUACGUCAACCCACUAAUCGGAUCAACAAAUGGCGGGAACGUCUUUGCAGGCGCAAGCCUUCCAUAUGGCCUCGCCAAGCCCGUCGCAGAUGUAGACGGUCAGAACACAGGCGGCUUCUCCACAGAUGGGAGCAAUGUUACCGGCUUCUCACAUAUGCACGAUAGCGGUACAGGCGGGAACCCAUCUAUGGGGCAGUUUCCAUUAUUCCCGCAGUACUGCGCCGAUAACGUACUCGACAACUGUAAGUUCCCCAAGGCGGCACGUGCUGCUCACUACGUGAAUGAUUCCGUCAACGCGCGCCCGGGGUAUUUUUCAUUGGAGUUAGUGAGUCGGAUCGCUGCGGAGAUGACCGCUGCUAGGCGAACUGCUUUAUAUCGGUUUACGUUUCCCGAGAGCAAGACUCAGAAUGGGUCUGUAUUGGAUCCGUUGAUCGGGCUUGAUCUGACCGAUUUGUGGGAUAGUCGACAGAAUGCGACUAUUUCUGUUGAUUCUGAGUCGGGAAGGAUUAAAGGCAAUGGCACUUUUUUGCCUAGCUUCGGCGCGGGAUCUUACCAGGCUUAUUUUUGUGCGGAUUUUGCGGGUGCAAGACUACGUGAUAGUGGGAUUUGGGUGAAUGAUCGGGCUGGGUCGGAGCCAAAGGAGUUGUUUGUUACCCGUGGAUUCAACAAUUUCUAUCUCCAGGCUGGUGGCUUUCUAAGAUUUGAGCGGCCCGAUGAUGGUGUUGUGACGGCUAGGGUAGGCGUCAGCUUCGUUAGCACUGAUCAGGCAUGCUCAAAUGCGGAAAUGGAAAUACCUGAUCCACUCAAUGAUUUUGAAAGACUUCAAAGUACGGCGGAAGAUGCCUGGAAAGAGAAGCUUAGUCCUAUCAGGGUCACCCCAGGAGGGGUGAGCGAUGACAUGCUAAGUGCUUUCUGGAGUGGCAUCUAUCGGACGAUGCUUUCGCCUCAGGAUAUGACCGGAGAGAAUCCGUUGUGGGAAAGCGAUGAGCCAUACUUUGACUCCUUUUACUGUCUUUGGGAUGCUUUCCGAGCUCAACAUCCAUUUCUUACGGUCUUGGAUCCCAAGGCUCAGUCGCUGAUGGUUCGUAGUCUCCUGGACACUUUCAAGCAUGAAGGGUGGCUACCGGAUUGUCGCAUGAGUCUCUGCAAAGGAUGGACUCAGGGUGGCUCCAAUGCAGAUGUCGUGAUUUCAGACGCUUUUGUCAAGAAUUUGACAGGUAUUGAUUGGGGCCUUGCCUACAAAGCAAUGGUCAAUGAUGCAGAGAACGAGCCGCUAGAGUGGUCAUAUGAAGGACGGGGCGGUCUUCAAAGCUGGAAACGGCUGGAUUACAUUCCAUACUUGGACUUUGAUUAUUUAGGAUUCGGGACGAACUCACGCAGUAUCUCGCGAACUGUGGAGUAUGCUUACAAUGAUCAUUGUGUUGCUGUGGUGGGCAAAGGUAUCGGAAAGAAUUAUACCACUUACCUCUCUCGCUCAAACAACUGGAAGAACCUUUUCAAAGAUGACCAAGUCUCACUCCUCGAAAAUGGAACUGAUACGGGCUUCACUGGCUUUUUUCAACCCAAGUAUCUGAAUGGUACUUGGGGUUUCCAGGAUCCAAUUGCUUGUAGUGCCUUGGCCUCUUGGUGCUCACUGACUUCGAACCCCUCCGAAACAUUUGAGUCGAGUAUCUGGGAGUACAACUUCUAUGUUCCUCAUGAUAUGGCAGCUCUGAUAAGCCUUUUGGGAGGGCCCUCUUCAUUCGUCUCCCGACUUGAUUACUUCCAUGAGUCCGGACUAGCGGAUAUCAGCAACGAGCCUGUUUUCUUGACAGUCUAUGAUUACCACUAUGCCGGCCGACCAGGCCUCUCCGCAAAGCGAGCCCACAGCUAUAUUCCGCGAACAUUCAAUGCCUCGGAUAACGGACUCCCCGGCAACGACGACUCCGGAGCCAUGGGCUCAUUUCUGGCAUGGAGUAUGAUGGGUCUAUUUCCUAACCCGGGCCAAAAUGUCUACCUCAUAACUCCGCCCUUCUUCGAAGCGGUCGAAAUCACACACCCCGAGACCAAUGAGACAGCCAUGAUCCGAAACAUCAAUUUCGACCCCACGUACCAAAAUAUCUACAUUCAAAGCGCCACGCUCAACGGGAAACCAUAUUCGAAGAACUGGAUUGGCCAUGAGUUUUUCACUCAGGGUCUGACGCUGGAACUGACGCUUGGAGAGACCGAGAGCGGUUGGGGUACAAGCAAGGAGGAUUUGCCUCCAAGUCUGAGCGACUCGGUUGUCCAAGAUGAGAUGCAGCAUGCAUGA
Penicillium odoratum is the source of this 2379-nucleotide messenger RNA. Its product is annotated as GH92 family glycosyl hydrolase. The record is from RefSeq and is a predicted model, not a curated record. Gene Ontology annotation, biological process: protein deglycosylation; glycoprotein catabolic process; protein quality control for misfolded or incompletely synthesized proteins. Gene Ontology annotation, molecular function: peptide-N4-(N-acetyl-beta-glucosaminyl)asparagine amidase activity; carbohydrate binding. The transcript is spliced from 2 exons. The coding region runs from base 1 to 2379 and encodes 792 amino acids. Gene Ontology annotation, cellular component: cytosol; nucleus. NCBI's taxonomy places the organism in Eukaryota, Fungi, Ascomycota, Eurotiomycetes, Eurotiales, Aspergillaceae.